This is a messenger RNA of Abrus precatorius (Indian licorice), 3412 nucleotides long. RefSeq lists its product as uncharacterized. The transcript has a single exon. Gene Ontology annotation, cellular component: plasma membrane. Gene Ontology annotation, biological process: protein localization to plasma membrane; phosphatidylinositol phosphate biosynthetic process. Bases 125 to 1306 code for a protein of 393 amino acids. The record is from RefSeq and is a predicted model, not a curated record. NCBI's taxonomy places the organism in Eukaryota, Viridiplantae, Streptophyta, Magnoliopsida, Fabales, Fabaceae.
UUGAUUCGAUGUUUGUUCUUGAAUAUUGACUCGCUAGUAAUUUAAUUAAGGGGAGUGGUUGUUGGUGAGGCUGGCAGUUUUGAGAAAGCAAAACGACAGUGUAGUGUGUGGGUUCGUUGGGAGGAUGGAGUUGCAACGCAACAACUCAUUGUCGUCGCCAUCGUCGUCCAACUCCUCCUCCAUCGGAAUCACGCAGAAAACCCCUUCUUCGUCGGUGGACCCAAUGCACUCAUGGUGGGAAUCGGUCUCCAAGGCUCGCUCCCGCAUCCACGCCCUCGCCGCCAUCCUCCCCUCCUCCGACUCAAUCACCGCCCUCGCUGACUCCGACCGCCCCGCCCUCUCCCUCCUCUCAUCCCACGCCGCAUACACCGCCAUCUCCUCCUCCCUCUCUGGCACCCACUCCGACCCACUCUGCCACUGGCUCUACGACACCUUCCUCUCCUCCGACCCCCAUCUCCGCCUCGUCGUUCUCUCCUUCGUCCCCCUCCUCUCCGCCCUCUACCUCUCUCGCAUCCACUCCUCCAACCCUCCCUCCCUCGCCGGCUUCGAAGCCCUCCUCCUCGCUCUUUACGCCGCCGAAACCAAAUCACGUAACGGCAAACCCUUACUCGUCACCGUCCCCGACCUCUCCCACCCUUCCAUCUACCACUCCCCCCUUCGAAAACCCUCUUCUCCUUCCCCCUCCUCCAUCGGUGUUAUCUCCCCUCCAUUAGAGCCUCAACUCGCCGUCAAAUCCACCAAACGCGCUUGCAUCGUCGGCGUCGCCCUCCACUCCUUCUUCUCCCAGAUCUCCCACAUGCCAAGCUGGUCCAAACUCGAAUUCUCUCGCUUCGCCGCUGCCUGGGCCGGCCAGGACUGUCCCUGCAGAACCGAAUUCGAUCACAAGAACGACAGUAACAGUAACAGCGACAGCGAGCUCCGUGACAGUGACGGUAACGACGGCGAGAUUGAGGAGGUUGUGGAAGGGAUGAGGAAUGUGCAGAUUCAGGAAGGUUCUGUUAGUGAGGAAAAGGGGGAGAGGAUCCCUUUGCCUUGGGAGAUUCUGCAGCCGACUUUGAGAAUCUUAGGGCACUGUUUGUUGGGUCCGUUGAACUCUGAGGAGGUGAAGGACGCAGCUUCUUAUGCAGUGAGGUGUUUGUACGCGAGGGCGUCACACGAUUUGGUGCCUCAGGCGAUACUCGCGACGAGGAGUCUCAUUCAGCUUGAUAUCAGGACUCGUGAGGCUGCCAAGGCUGCUGCUGCCAAUGCCAAUGCUAACACCCCCACCAAGGUUAAGAAGCCUGAAAUUCUCUUGGUUUCCAAGUGAGGAUGUGUAAUUCACACUGUCUCUUGUGCUUUACUGUAAGCUGAAUUCAUUAUUGUAUCAUAGUAUCUUCAUAGGUGUCAUUUUUUUUCUUUUUUAAUUCUUAUAAGUUAAUAUUUUUUUGGCUGAGUGUUUAGGUAGAUGUAUUGACUUUGUUUCUUGAUAGAAUUAUGAGGUCUGUCAUUCUGUUGUGCCAUGGUUUGAUUUAUAAUGCGUGUGGUUGUGCAGUUUCUGUGUGGUGUGUGCCUUUUUUGUCUUUGGUUUAUUGUUGUAUUCUGUAAAGAUUGAGGAAAUCGAAUGGGGUGUUCUCGAUGAGUCAUAAUUUACUUAGGGGGUUUUGCUGGAGAUUUUAGUUUCCCUAGAUUAUGGUGGUCUGAUCAGGUGCUUUGCUUUUCUAAUGUUAAUAUUUUAUUCAUGUUUAUAUGUUUGUUUUGAAUAUGCUAAGGAGUCAAGGUUUCUGUACUAUUGCUUAUGAGCUUAUCCAUAUUCCAGACUGACAAUGCCAACUGUAUAGUUACUAUUAGAAGAUUAAAUAUGAAUCAUCAUAUAUAUAAUAUGACGUUGAUCCUGCAUUCCUGCUGCAUUUGUUGGGUAUAACAUAAAUGAUAUUCCGCCUCUAGAAUAUUGUAUUCUUAGGAUGAAAGGGAAGGCUAUAAAGGGGAUUAACCCCCUUAGUGGGGGUAUGGAAAGUGUGCCUCACUUAACAACCUGGUGCCCACUCAUCAGCAGCAGGGUAUUUGUAAUGCAAGGGGAAAUUUGAUUAGAACGGAGGGAUUAGAAGUGAUGAGAGCAGAAAAGGGAUAAGGAAGUUUUUGGAUUGUUCUGGUUUGGUAAAGAGUAGGCAAUCUUGAAUUUUCUUGUGCUAUCUUUGCUUCUGGGUUGGGUACUACUUGUAUAGACACAUACCCCUCUGAUUUCUGAUAUUUUGUAGAUAUCACUUGGAUUGGGAUUUUAUACCAAAAUAUCAAUACUACAGUUUUACCCAUGAUUUUCUGUUCUAUUGGAGGAUGUGCAAACAAUUUUUAUAGUUGGUUGAUGCUUGCCAUAAAGAUACAGUGGAAUUUUAUGUUGUCAAAAAUUUCACCUUAGUACCCAUUACUCAUUAGAAGAAAUUAUGGAAAAACACAUCAUGAAGAAUAAUACUCCCUACCCUAGGAUAAUUUGAACCCCCGUACAGUAUGACAAUUGUGGAUCUAGAAAUCUCAAGUUUAUGUGAGUAAUCAGUUUGACAACAGUUUUAUGUGCUGAAAAUAGAAACUUCAAUUUGCUCAAUCCUUCUCAUCUAUCAAGUGUUGAACUCUUGUUAUCAGAUUGCUAUUUUGGUGUGGCUUCUAAGCCCUGAUACAAAAUAAUUUUUUUUUUUAUUUCAUUUUGGUCAAGCAGUGAAGGGCACUGUAGAGUUUACUCCUUGUUAACAGAUUCAUUGUUGGUGCUUAGAUAUUAAAAUGUAGUGUUAUAUUUACUUUUAUAUAUUGUCUCUUGGGUCAUUAUGAACUAAGAUAUAUGUACGAGUAGGGUAUAUUUUAAAAUGAAUUGGGCCUAACUCUAUCCAUUAAGCUAACUCAAGGGGGAAGGAUUGUCCCAAUCUAUCUUAUAGGGACUGUUUUGGUCUUAUUCUUAGCUAAUAUGGGUUCCUAACACCUCCCUCAACCUAGGAAUGAACAUCUAGAACAUGAAGUUUGUAGAAUUGGAUUUUUGUGGGUGACCCAACAUCAAUAAGACUUCAACCAUUGAUACGAUGUUAAAAAUGGACUGGGUCUAAUUCAACCCAAAGGACUGCUUUGGCCAUAUUCAUAGCUAGUUGAUAUAUGUGAUUUGAAUGGUAUUUUUAGUGUUAGUGGGUGGCCGAAGAUUAAAGGCUGUACAUGCUAAUUACCCUGGUUUUCGUUACACGUUCUGGACCAUUAAAAACAAAGAUUGGAAGGGAAUGUGAACAUGAAUGUUAAACAUCCAAGGAGUUUGUGUGAAGCAAUAAAAAUUUGUGAACUUUGAAGGUAGCAUCCUUAAGUAUGGUAUGCCUUUUUAGUUUGAAUUGUUUUAGAUCAAGGAUAGGUUGGAUAAAAUACAACAACUAUAACCAAAGUCUUUUCCCACUAAGUGGAGUUGGCU